CGCAGCUCCUCCUCCCACCCCUGACUCUUGGUUUCGUCCAUCACGACGACCUUUUUUUCGGCCUCGUGUCUUCUCCCUUUUAUUUCUUCUGCGCGCUGCGACUUGACCGGCGGCUGCUGCUUUGAUCGGCCGAAUUGGUUUUUGCGUCUUCUCCUUCCUUGGUUCCCUUUGUCAGCUUCUUCCCAUGAGGCAUCUUUAUUAAUUUUCGACUCCCAUCCCGCCUCCGCUCCUUCGUUCGAUACGCUCAUUUACCGGUCCGAAGCGGACAUUUUCUCCAGCCUGCCGCAGUGCCUGGUCCUCGACUCUGCUCUCCUCGCUCCUCCAGUCGCCGCAGAAUCGCCAGUCUCCCCCGCCGACCUCAUCCCUCGCCAUGGCGAAAGCGAGUGCGCGGGGCCGCAGCCCUCAACCUCCGCUUGUCGCCGAGAAGCAGCCCUUGGUGGCGCCAGUCGCAUCUGCAUCCAACAGGUCGAGCAAGGCCAAGAAGAAUGCCUCGUACAGGUCUGACGGCGUCGAGGACAACGACGUCUUCCUGCUGCCCGGGCCCGACUAUGUGGCGGCCCUGGGAGUGACCGUGUUGGCCACCAUUGUGCGUCUGUACAAGAUCUACAUGCCCACCAGCGUUGUCUUUGACGAAGUCCACUUUGGCGGCUUCGCUUCCAAGUACAUCAAGGGCAAGUUCUUCAUGGACGUGCACCCGCCCCUGGCCAAGAUGCUCAUUGCUCUCACUGGCUGGCUCGCGGGCUUCGACGGCGACUUCGAUUUUAAGGAUAUUGGCAAAGAUUACCUCGAGCCUGGCGUCCCCUAUGUCGCCAUGCGUCUGUUCCCUGCCAUCUGCGGCAUUCUGCUCGCACCCAUCAUGUUCAUGACCUUGAAAGCUGUUGGCUGCCGGACGACGACUGCCGUACUUGGUGCUGGUUUCAUCAUUUUUGAAAACGGUCUUCUGACUCAGGCCCGCUUGAUUCUUCUGGAUUCCCCCCUGGUUUUCGCUACUGCAUUCACUGCCAUGUCGUUCUCUUGCUUCACCAACCAACACGAACAAGGACCCGAAAAGGCAUUCCAGCUGAGCUGGUGGUUCUGGCUUGCCAUGUCUGGCCUCGGCCUGGGUAUCACCGCGAGUAUCAAAUGGGUUGGCCUGUUCACCAUUGCUUGGGUCGGAUCUUUGACUCUUGUGCAGCUGUGGGUUCUCCUCGGCGACAGCAAGAACGUCUCUGUUCGCCUUUGGUUCAAGCACUUCAUGGCCAGAGUAUUCUGCCUCAUCAUCAUCCCAGCCACCUUCUAUCUCGCCAUGUUCGCCAUUCACUUCCUCUGCCUGACCAACCCUGGUGAGGGUGACGGAUUCAUGAGCUCCGAAUUCCAGGCCACUCUGAACAGCAAGGGCAUGAGGGAUGUCCCUGCCGAUGUCAUCAUGGGAAGCCGAGUCACCAUCCGCCAUGUCAACACCCAGGGUGGCUACCUUCACUCUCACCCCCUCAUGUACCCCACUGGAAGCUUGCAGCAGCAGAUCACCCUGUAUCCCCACAAGGACGACAACAACGUAUGGGUCAUGGAGAACCAGACCCAGCCCCUUGGUGUUGACGGCCAGCCAAUCAACGGAACUGACGCAUGGGACAAGCUGCCAGAGGUACACCACAUCGUCGAUGGCACCGUCCUCCGCCUCUUCCACCAGCCUACUUUCCGACGCCUUCACUCACACGAUGUGCGCCCCCCGGUCUCCGAAGCCGAAUGGCAAAACGAAGUGUCCGCUUACGGCUAUGAGGGCUUCGAGGGCGAUGCCAACGACUACUUCCGCGUUGAGAUUGUCAAGAAGCAGUCCAAGGGAGCCCUGGCCAAGGAGCGCCUCCGCACAAUCGAGACCAAGUUCCGACUGAUUCACGUCAUGACUGGAUGCGCUCUCUUCUCUCACAAGGUCAAGCUGCCCGAGUGGGCCUCGGAGCAGCAAGAGGUUACUUGCGCCCGCGGUGGCAGCAUGCCCAACAGCAUUUGGUACGUCGAACACAACGAGCACCCCCUGCUUGGCGACGACGUCGAAAAGGUCAACUACGCCAACCCUGGCUUCUUUGGCAAAUUCUGGGAGCUCCACAAAGUCAUGUGGAGGACAAAUGCCGGCCUGACCGACUCUCAUGCCUGGGACUCCCGCCCCGAAUCUUGGCCUAUUCUUCGCCGCGGCAUCAACUUCUGGGGCAAGCACCACAUGCAGGUCUAUCUUCUUGGCAAUCCCAUUAUCUGGUGGUCUAGCACGGCCGUCGUGGCGAUUUGGGCCAUUUUCAAGGGCGUAGCGAUUCUCCGAUGGCAGCGCGGAUGCGACGACUACGAGAGCAGCACUUACAAGCGUUUCGAUUAUGAGAUUGGUACCUCAGUCCUGGGCUGGGCUCUGCACUACUUCCCCUUCUACCUGAUGGAGCGCCAGCUCUUCCUGCACCACUAUUUCCCUGCUCUGUACUUUGCCAUCAUUGCCCUUGCCCAAAUGUUUGACUUCGUGACGGCAAGAAUUCCGGCUGCUCUUGGUUAUCGCGGAACUCUCAUCAACCGCGUUGCCACCGUCUCCUUCCUCGUCCUUACGGCUGCCGUGUUCACUCUCUAUGCCCCUCUGGCUUAUGGUACGCCUUGGACAAAGGCUGAGUGCGUUCGCGUCAAGCUCUUCGACAAGUGGGAUUUUGACUGCAACUCUUUCCUUGAUGACUACCAGGGCUACACCCUGACCUCACUUCCGCCUUCAAGCGCUGCUCCUUCAGUGCCGGUUGUCGAUCCCGGUGUCAACCAGGCCCAAAAACCUCUGGCGGAGCCUGUUAUUUCUCAGGCAGCCGUCGUCCAGCCAGAGGUGAAGAUCCUCUCCAAGGAGGAAAAGAUCGAAUAUCGGGACCAGGACGGAAACCUGCUGAAUGAAGAGCAAGUCAAGGCCCUGGAAGGCAAAGUUGAGUUCGAAACCAAGUAUGCCACCAAGACGCGCGUCGUUGACGAGCAUGGUAACGAGAUUGCCAUGCCCGAAGGCGGCUGGCCCAGUGAGAUCGCCGGAGCUGUCGCCCCACCUCACCCUGAUGUAGAGGGUGUCGACAAGGAGACACCCAAGGUUGAGGCCGUCGAGCCCCCCAAGGACGCUGCUGCCAGUCGCGAUGGCGAGAAGGAAGCCGAACAACUCAAGGCUAAGCCUGCCAGCGAAGGACAAGAGGCCACUGAUAAGGAGGAGCUAUGAGGAUGAGCAAGUGUUGCUGUCGUUUGACUAUGGGUCAUUGCCUAUUUGAAAUUUCACGAGCGGAAAAAAAAAAUCAUGUUAAAAUUCAGAGACAGUGUCUCAGCCAAUAUUUUCUAAUUAUGCGUCGCAUUGUUAUUUAUCCUGACGAGGUCAACUAUUUUGGGGGGUUAGGCGUCUGUUUACAGGUGCUACCUUCAAAUACUCCAGCCUUUUGGUAAGGUAUGAAACACAGCUUCCAGGGAUGAUGAGGCGCUACGGGGAGGUUUUUUUGGGUGGCGAAAGGAGAGAUCUUUGCUCAUCUGGGUUUAUAUGAAAAGAAAAGCACUUUAAAAAGUAAUAGAAGAAAGUGGAGAAGGGAAAAAAAAAGAGGCAGCGAGUAUGAGGGAGAAGGACGCAGAGAAAGAGAGAGAGAGAAAGAGAGAGAGAGAGAGAGAGAGAGAGAGAGAG
Trichoderma asperellum CBS 433.97 is the source of this 3637-nucleotide messenger RNA. RefSeq lists its product as uncharacterized. Gene Ontology annotation, biological process: protein O-linked glycosylation via mannose. Gene Ontology annotation, cellular component: membrane; endoplasmic reticulum. Gene Ontology annotation, molecular function: dolichyl-phosphate-mannose-protein mannosyltransferase activity. The record is from RefSeq and is a predicted model, not a curated record. Lineage: Eukaryota; Fungi; Ascomycota; Sordariomycetes; Hypocreales; Hypocreaceae.